Mercenaria mercenaria is the source of this 11456-nucleotide messenger RNA. RefSeq names its product centriolin-like. The record is from RefSeq and is a predicted model, not a curated record. Gene Ontology annotation, molecular function: protein binding. The coding region runs from base 379 to 9564 and encodes 3061 amino acids. NCBI's taxonomy places the organism in Eukaryota, Metazoa, Mollusca, Bivalvia, Venerida, Veneridae. The transcript is spliced from 55 exons.
AUAAGGAACAAUGUAAAAAUAUCAAAGAUAGCAGACAAGUUGGGACCUGUCGUUUAGGAACAAUUUAACGAAGUAAUGUUGACAUUCUCACCGGUUGGAAUAAAAGUUAUAAAACUCAUUUUUUACAACAAAUUUGGGCUUCUGGAGAAAAGAAUUCGGUUAAAAAUAUCAUAACAUAUAUAAGCAGAUAUAAGAUGCCACGUUCGAUACCUCUUUUAUAGUUUUUACCAGAUAAAUCGGUCAGUCCGAACUACGAUCAAGUCAACCGUGCAGAAUACAAAAUGGCUGACACUGGAAAUUGGAAUUUUAAGCAGUGAAAAUAUUCUAGAUUUUUAAGACCAGAGAUGACUGUGAUAUAAACUAAAACUACCUCCAGUGAUGAAGAGGACACCAAGGGCAGGUCACUCUAACCUCCCUGUCCCUAAAACAUCAAAGGGUUCACCAGGCAAUGCAAAGUCUACGUUGAGCAAGGGCGGGCCCCACACACGCUCGGCAGAGGACAUACCGCGCAGAGUACAACUGAGUGUGGCAGGAGGGCCACCAUCUCCACAAAGAAGAGCAAUAUCUCCAGGAACACCACAGAGGAGAAGUCUGCUACCCUCACCAGUUCCAGGUCAGAAUGGACAACAGUCAGGUGUACGGUACAUCACGGAAGAUCUUAUACGUAAGAUCUGUAAAGAGGACAGUCUGGAAAUGGUCACCACCCUCAACCUUACCCUUACCAAAGCCGAGGCGGGGAAGAAAAUUAAGUACAUAGAGAACCUGGAUCGCCUGAAAAGACUGCAAGUUCUUAUAUUGAGUAACAACAUUAUAGAAAGAAUUGAAAAACUUGAUAAACUUCUGAAACUAAAAGAGCUUGACCUCUCCAGUAACUGUAUAGUGAAAAUUGAGGGUCUGGAAAACCUUACUAAUCUGCAAAUAUUGAACCUGUCAGGAAAUUUGAUUGAACAUAUACCAAUAUGGAUGGGAAAGAGGCUGAAAUCAUUACGGGCAUUUCAUGUUGGAAGAAAUAGACUAGAAUCGCUGAGUGAGUUAGCUAAACUGAAACCACUACCAGAUCUAACACAGCUAACAGUGGCAGAAAACCCGCUUGCCGAGUUCAAUCAUUGUCGACCAUAUUUAGUGUUCCAUUUACGAACCUUGGAGGUAAUUGAUGGUCAAGCGGUAACUGAUAGGGAAAGAAGUGCAGCUAAAGAUAGAUUCGAACAAGAUGAGCUGGAAAGACUCGAGAAGCAGUUGGAAGGGGAGGAAGCGAAGUAUCGCCGUCUUGAGGAGGACCACAACCGAUCUAAACAGGAAAGAAGUCAUAUGAGUGCUACUGAAGAUGAUCUGCGGAAAAGGGAGAAAAAUUACAAUGCUCGGAUUGAAGAGUUGGAGCGAGAGCUGGAGACAAAAAAUGAUCUGUUGAAAAAGAAGACCUCUGAAUUAAACAAAGCAUGUGAGAAACAUUAUCAAUUGGAGCAAGAUCUUGCCUUCCAUAAGAUAGACAGCAAGUUUGACAGUCUAGGCAGAGGACCAGAACAGUCAUAUGAUGAUACUGGUGAUGACAGUGGUUUAUUAGGGGAAAGUCCAUAUAUUGGAAAAGCCAGGUACAAAGCAAACAGACUCGCAGGAGAGACCGAGAUUCCAGGUGCUUCGCCAAAUAGGGUUCAGAUCCACUCUGUCCCUGGUCCAGUGCGAGCAGACGUAAAAAUGGAGCUGAAUAAUAAACUUGACCAUGAGAUUGCCGUAAAACAGGAUAAAGUGAGCAAAGCAAAUUCAGGGGUUAAGGAAGCUGAGGACAGAUUGAAAAGACUGACAAACGAUUUGGCAGUGACUGAAAACAAACUCAAGAAUGCGACAAAAGACUUGAAGAACAUCGGUGACUCGGCGCUCACCGAGAAGGAAGAACAGAAACAAAAUAUUCGUCAAAAAAUGACGAGGAAAAUGAGACAUGUGAAUGAAAUGAAGGACAGUGCCACACAGAUCGAAGAGGAAUUAGAAAAGACGAAAACGUCCAUGCAUAAACACAAGAUGGACCUUGCUAGAAUGAAAGAUCAGAUUAGCCGGAUGGACAACACAGAUCCUAAUUACAGACGGGUGUAUGCAGAUAUGGUUGACAAAGAACAACAGAUCAAUGAGAGUAACCAAAUGUACGGACAGUUACAAGAACAGCUUGAACUGAUGUUGGAUACCGUUGCCAAGGAAACAAAUGACAUCAAAAAACUAGAACAGCAACUUAAUGAAGAUACUUUAGAAACAAAUGAAUCUCUGCGAGAAGAACUUGAUGAGAUUGUUGGAGGUCUACAGACAUACCUGGCUCAGGUACAAACAAAGGCUGCAAAGAAGGAGAAAGAAUUUGAUCAACUUUUAAAAGAAAACGAAGCGAUAUCUGACAGAUGCCGAAAGUUGGAGAAUGAACUUAGUGUGGUCGAUCAAGAGGCGAAUAGCUUAAGAGACCUGGAAAGGAGAUAUAUGGAGAUGGAACAGUCUUUCCGACAACAGGAAGACCGGAACCGAGAAAUGGAGGAACAGAUUCACCGGAGUCAGAGGCAAGACCUGAACACCCAGGACAAGCUGGAAAAUCGUGAACUGGAGAAUGCAUCUCUGAAAAAGGCGCUUAAAGAUCUCGAACAAAAAGCUAAGGAAGGAGAAUUUGUAGCGAAGAAUAUUUCACAUAAUCUCCAUUCGACUCCCGUAACUUCCCCGAAUGGAGAUUUCAUACAGAAGAAGACAACUAGCAUUUCUGAGACAAUUCCCGGAAUAAUUCCUCACGACAAAGUGGCGGAAAUGUUCCCGCAAUUAAAAAAUGAGGAAGCAAUGCGGAAAAGGCUUGAGCAAGAGAAACAGACAUUAGAGAAACAGUUACAGACAGAGAAAGCUAAAGCAAUAGAAGGUGAACGAAAGUCCAAGGAGGCACAGAGAAAAGACGAUGAAGUCAGGAAACUUAUGUCACAAUUAGAAACAGCUAAGGCUCAGAAUGUUGCAUUAAGGGACAGGGUAGAACAGGACACACAGACACUGCAGGCUAGAGUUCAGGAGAGCACGUCAAAUGCUGACUUAAAACGAAGGCUGAAAGAUCUGUCACAAAGCUUAAAACAGAAUAGGGUAUCCAUUGAACCAGAAGGAGACCGAGAUUUUGUCGGUAAAACUUUCAAGGACCUGCAGGGCUUUGUCCAGGAUCGUAUGAACAAGAGCACACAGGAUCUAGACACAACUAGAGUAAGACUUGAUAAAUCAGACCAUGAGAACCAGUCACUCCGAGAACAGAUGAAACGACUCCAGGAUAAACUAAAUAAACGUGAUGAAAAAGUUAAAAAUGAAAAGAAUAAGUCUAAAGAAGAGAAGAAAGCUGAUGCUGAGGAGAUUAAGAGAUUGAAUGAUGAAAACAACAGACUUAGAAAUGCACUCAAAGAGGCGAAAAAUCGCUCUAAACAGGGUAAAGGUUCAACAAAGAUAGUGCAUGACCAGGAAACAGAUUCAGUAUUUAGCCGUCGCAGUUCAUUGAACUCUGAAGAGAAACAUCUGUUUGAUGAGUUACAGAAUGAAUUGAUGUCCCUCAAGAGAAUCAUGAGGAGUAAAGAAGAUGAUGCCAACAAAAAAAUUCGAGAUUUGAGAAAAAUAGGGUUGUUGGAUGCAGAAGCCGAGGCGGCCAUGUUGGAGCAGAAUUUACAGGACAAGGAGGAAAGCUACCAGAAUGAGAUAGAGAGGCUGCGAGAACACAUGGAAAUGCAGAGGGAAAGACAAGAGGCAAGGGUACAAGUGAUUGCGGCUGAUUUGGAUCAGGCAACACAAGUGGCAGACUUCUUGCAAAGAACACUGGACGAACGCGAGGCCCAACUUCACGGUGAAGUUCAGCAGUCUGACAUGAAUAACCAAAUGAUAACCACCCAAGAAGAUGAGUUAGCUAAAUUGUAUGAUAUACUUGAAGCGCAAAGACAGGAGGUAGAUAGAUUGAAUGGUAUGCUUGAUACUAUUUCUGGACAGGGUGGAUCUUUAGGAACUUCUGGGGCGGAUGAGGAGCUUUGGCGUUUGAGACAGGAAGUUAACAACUUGAAGGAAACUUUAGCGAUGCAGUCAGCAUACGUACAGACCAUGCCUCCACCACAAACGUCAGCUGGGGUUCAGGCCAGCACUGGAACUGGGACACAGUAUUACCUCACAGACCAUGGUCAGGCAGCCGGCCCCACCUACAGACCGUUGUUGUCACAGUACAGAGAACAACCACUUUCCAUGGUUCCGCCAGUACCUGGCAUGACCAGUAUGGGUACAAAUUAUGCCCCACCUGGUUUCGGGAGAAGCAUGGGUGUCGGAGUUGGUGUUGGUGUGGGUAGUGGAGGAAGUCCACAAGGUGCUGGAUCUCCAGUACAAGGUACUUCACCAGGUGGUACAGACCAGAGAGAGGCUCGCACUCCACCAGGAGGAAGACCAGCAGGGAGGUCACGACCCAGUCAGUCAACACUGAAGCGACAUGCCGACAGAGGUGCUGAUGCAGAAGGGGACGGUCACUCUGAGAGGAGUCGGAGUGGACGCAGCAGCCGUAGUCGCCGAAAAGAGAGGGGCAGGGAUAGAGAAAGGGGCAGUAAUAGGGGUCAUGAAAGAGAUGGUAGCAGGGAUAGGGAGAUGGGCAGGGACAGGUCGAGAGAGACCGAGAGGAAGAUUGGGUUCGAACCUGUACACAGACCGCAACCCUACCAUCCCCAGAUGUCCAGUGGACCUGUCAACACUUUCUCAACACCAGAGGGUGCUAUUCAGCCAGGAGGCAUGGUACCAGCCUCUGCACAAAUGGAUGGCUACCCAGCAGGCCAGAUGACAGGACCUGGAGUUAUUGGACCUGCCAGUAUGGGGCAUUCACAAGUGCCGUUUGGUGCUCCAUCCGGUAUUGCACCUUCUGCUUACCAGUCUUCAAACCUUUCACCAACAAGAGGUCAGCUGCUUGGCCAGCCAUUGGCUCAGUCAGGAAUGCCACAGCCUGCUGGACCACAGCCAAGCAUUCUGAAACAUCCAGGGAUUCAGCCUGGGAGCGGUCCCGCUGGCACGGCUCCACAGGGGUACAUGAUUCCACCAGGGUACACAAUACCACCACCUCCAGGUCAAUACCAAGGCAGUGGUGCAAGCGUACCUGCUGCUGCACCAAGAUAUUCAGGGAGCCAGGCACCAGCCUAUGGUGCUUCACAAACACAAAGCGUCGGUUCCACUCAAACUCCAGGUCAUGCUGGUAAUCAGACUGCAUUUGCACCUUUACCAACACACCCUCAUGGACCUGCAGUGGCACUAGGUCAGACUCCAGGGGUACAGGUUGGGGGUUCAGCUUUUACUGCACCAGCACAAACACUUGCUUAUAACUCUGAUAGAGUGUUCUUACCUGCCUACCCUACAUCUCCAAGUCGACCGGCUGGAAGAGUCUAUUACAACAGAGGUGGUGGUGGUGGAGGGGGAGGAGGUGGCGGUCCACCUCUCCCACCGCAGGGCACAGGGUACAGCAGGGAUAGGUCGCCAGAUCAAAAUGUUCGGUUCCUCCCCAUGGAGCCACUUGCACAGGGUACACCUAUAGCUGGCCACAGUAUGCCUCGCACUGGGGGAGCUGGUGUUAACAUGCCAAGUCCCAUACGACCAGUACUAAGGGAUCAGUCCCCAAGAAGAAUGGCGCAGACAGCAGGUGCUAAUGAUGAUACAUACCUCUUCUGUAACGUCCCCGAACACCAUGAUCUUGAGGACUACAUUGCUGAACUGCAAGAGAAGUUGAAGAAACUUAAAGCCAGAAUUGCCAAUGAAAAGGAGCUACAAGCUGCAGUACAAGAUGAGAAUGAUUAUAACCUUAUUAGACGUCUGAGAGGAGAAUUACUGGAGAGACGAGAUGAACUGGAAGGGUUAGAUCUGGCCAUUGAGAGGCAACAGAAGAACUUGAAGAAUCUGAAAGCAGAGGAAAAACAGCUGCAUUUUGAGAGACAGUCUGCAAAAGAAGAACUAGAAUUUAUGAGAGAUCAGAAUGCUAAAAGAAAAAGAAAAGUGCGUGUAUAUCCUGACGAUGAAGACAGCUUUGAUGAGAGAAUGGAAAACUCUCGUAAAAAGAUGAUAAAAGACGAAAUUCGGUGCUUAGAACAAACUCUUGCCAAGCGGAAAGCACAGCUCCGUGAGGCAGAUAGGUUACUUAAAGAGUGUAAUACAGACUUGAAGUGUGCUAGGGAAGAGGCUAGGGAGACUGUUAGAGAGUAUGAUAAAGCUUCACUAGGACUUGAAAGUACGGUGAAAGAAACAUCGGAACUUGAGAAACGUGCAAAUGUUGCUGGUGUAGAACUGAUCAAAGCUUCAGAGAAACUAAGUGCUAUCCGGCGAGAGAUUAAAGACAGUGAAUCUCGACGAUCAAAACAAGAAAGACUGCUGAAAGAUGUUACUCAGUUAAUCACAAAAAGAGAUGCAGACUUUAAAGACUUAGAUUCUAGGUCAAGAAUGACUCAACAGAAUUUAAGUAAAUUACAAAGUGAAUUAAAUGCAGCCACUCAAAAGGAAAGAGAAACUGUUCAAGCAUUACGAGAUUCUGAAGAUAUCCUCGCUAAAAGACGCAAUGAGAUUGCAAGAAUGAGAGAUCAGAUAGAUCAACAGAAACAUGAGCUUGAGAAGGUUGAUCACAUGAUGGGCAAAAAGCGGACAGAGUUACAGUUCCUGACUGACAGUUUAGAACGUAAACAAGCAGAGAUUAAUCAGCUGAUACGGGACACUGAGUCCGAACUCUCAAGUAAUAAACGAGAACUUAAGGAACAAAGAGAUCUGAUAAGAAAUCUGGAGGUACAGAAGUCAGACCUAAGUUCACAGAUCAAGUCAAAAAGAACGGAACUGCAGAAAAUCAAAGAUGAGAUUGAUACAGAUGAUGAAAUUUUGCAGAAACUUGUGAACACUGUGAACAAACACAAGUCAGACUUGAAACAUACAUUUGAGAUGCAGAGAUUGGAGCAGACGGAACUGGACAACUUAAAAUCUCAACAUGCCCAGAAGCUUUCCGAACUGGAGAAAACACAGAGAGAAUUACUUGAUGAAAAGAAUGCAUUAGAAUCCUACAACUCAGAUGUGAACAAGAAGUCGGCUGAGCUUGAACGUUUUAGGGGCAUUAUUGAACGUGAUAGGGAGGAAGUUGAACGACUCGCUAUGGAGAAACAGUCGUACGAGGAUAGGAUUUCCACCAUGACUCGAGAGAAAGAAAUGUUGGAUGAAACUUUCAAAACUCUCGAUACCAAAGUUGCACACAUGAGAAGGAGUCAGAAUACGAUGGAGGAGAAGAUUGACAGUACAUCUCGUAGACUGGAGACGUUAGAGGGUGAGUUACAGCGACGAGAGAGGGAGAUGGAUGACAUGAACAGAGAGAAGGCUCACAUGCAGAAAGACAUGAAUAAUCUGAAAAACAGCCUUAAAGAUGGGAAGAAUGAGUUGAAAAUGUACAAAGAACAGAUAAAAGAUGCUGAGAAAAGUAUCACCCACCUGGAACAGCAACUCAGAGAUACAAGUCUACAACGAGAUGAAGCUAAGUUGGAAAUGGAACGUUUGAAUGAAGGAAUACGUCAAUCGAGGAUCACUCAUGACGACUGUAUCCGACAGCAACGUCAACGGGAAGAAGAAUUACAGGACUUGAUACGAACGAUGGAUGAACGAGAGAUUGAAUAUCAGGAAACUAGAAAGUCUUUAAACAAAGUGAGAAAAGAAGUAGAAAAAGAAGAGAGCAAACUUCAAAAGCUUGUCUCCACCGCCAAUUACCAGCUAGAUAAUAUUCGUACUGACCUCAAUACCAAACAGAGCGAGCUAACAGUAGCUACUGCCGAUAUCAUGAACCUAAAGAAAGAGGCAGAGAAAAUGGAAUUAGAUGAGCAGAAAUUGUCUGAAUGUGAAAAACAGAUCAGAGAACUCAAACAAGAAGUUCAGGACCGAAAUGAAGAGAAGAAUGAACUAGCUAAGGCAUUAACUAGGUCAUAUGAAGAAUUGCAAAAGUUACGUACAGAAUCAGCACAGGAGCAAGAGAGGUUGACCAUAGAGAGAAUGCAAUUAGAAAACACACUCAGGGAUAUGCAAGAACAACUAGAACAUGCUAAAAAGGAGAUUCAGCAGAUGCAGAAACGAUCUAGUUCUCAGAUUACGGAACUCCAGGCCCUGGCCGAGGAACAAUUUAAUCGGGCCAAUAAACUCUCAGAUGAACUUACAAAACUGAGAGCUAAGAAGCAGACUGUAACACAUGACAGUCAGGUGACUAGGCCACAUGACAAAGGACAGUAUCCAAUCACAAUUGUCCCUGAAAAUUCAAAAUCUUCCUUCAGACACUACGUUGACUUGCCCCAAGGAAGAGAUCAUUCUAACUUCACAGCUCAUGACAAAUACAAAACCACUGACCAGUCUUUCACUGAACAAGAUUUAGACAUAAGCUGGCCUAGUGGGAGCCCAGGCAGUAUUAGACUAUCUGUAUCCCCAGUUAGGAGAGAUUCUGGGGCAAGAAUUAAGGAUCCCAGCAAAAGCCCCAGUUCUUCAAGGGCAAGGCCUUUACGACCCUUGAGUGCAAGUUUCAGACAGGAGAACCAUAGCUCUACACUACCUAGAGAAACCCACUUCAGGUCUUCGUAUAGCAGACAAAGGGACAGGAGUUGGAGUCCACCUGGUGUUAGGGAUAGAACUCCCAGUCCUUCAAGAUUUAGAGACAAAAGGCUCCUUCCCUCACCGAAUAAGGAUUUUGACUCCUUUUCACUGCCAGAGUUGCCAGACAGGUCAGCUACCAUUGAUAAAGAUUCAUUCUUUCCAACUGCCACUCUUGUUCCUGCUACCCAUACCACUGCCAUAUCCACAACAGCUGCCUCUGUUUCCAUGGUAACAGAUUCUUCUUCAACUCUAACCUCUACAUUGACUACUCCCCCUACCACACAAAGGGACCAAAAAGAAUCUGUGGCCAUAGAAUCUGUCCCUGGGAUACCUGCCCUAGGAUUGUCUCCACCUGUAAGAGAUUCUGGAUCAUCACUUACAACAGUAACCACCCUCACUGACCAAGCUGCCUUGAGUAGCGCUCGAGACAGUGGGGACACAGACAGACAACGAUUUUCAUUUGACCUUGGUUUUCUAGACAUACUGACAAUAGAUAGUAACUCUAGUGUAGCUGAUCAAUUGAGUACAGGAAGAACAACAGACAGAUUAUCUGAGGACAAAGAGAACAUUAGAAUAGAGAGUGUGGAGGAACAGAGAAAGUCAGAGAUUCUCAGAGAAAAAUUAUCAAAGGAACAAGAGUUGCUAAGGCUACAACUGCAGCAACAGAUGCAGAGACAUGCUGAUGCAAUGGAACAAGCAAGGUUACAGUCUGAGGGUACCAUAGAAAAUCUGAGGAAAAAACUGAACACAUUACAAGAUGUAUUAGUAACAACAUCAGAUAUCACCAGUCCCACGUUACGCAGGGCUAGAUCUCGGUCCGCUGGACUACUGCCAUCUCCUGAUAGACAGAGGUCACCUAGUCCAGGUUAUCAUCGUCAUGGUUACCUCGCUCAGAGACCAAGGUCAAGGUCACGAUCUGCUGACAGAAUUACUAGAAGCAUUUAUCCAGAAAGAGAUAUUCUGACAGUUUGAUGAAAGUUUUCCCCAGUGCUGUGACAACCAUCCGUCCAUUUUCAAGCAUUCAAAGUGCCAAGUUUCAUGUUUGUCUGCGACAACUGUAUUUCUUAAAUAUGACUGUCUUUAACUUGUGUAUUGCUGUUUUAUUUAAAUAGACCAUACCAUGAAAAUGCUACUAAAGAGUAGGCUAUGGAUUGGUUAUUAAGUUAUUGUUCUAUUGAAAAGUACAUAAGUCUACAUAGAAAAUGUAGGUAGCACUUUAUGGUUGUGUAUUUUAGCUUUUUGAUGGAUAGGAAAACAGUUUAUCUAGAAAAUAUAACAAAGACACUGUAGAGGAAAUACAGUAUUUUGAUUUUCAGUUAACCCUUACUCUGCUAAAUUUCUAUAAUGAACUUGCCCAUCCUUCAAAUUUGACAGUUCCAUUAACUGUUACACGGGGUGCAUACCAAAAAGUUACUGACUUAAUGGUGAACAGUGCAGAUCAUGAUCAGACUGCAUGGAUUUGCUGGCUGAUCAUGAUCUACACUGGUCUCAAAGGCAAAACCAAUGGUGUUUAGCAUGAUAAUAGGGUUAACUUUUCGUUCAGUGUAAGCAAUUUGUGUAUAUGUGAGAUGCUUAUAUAAAUUGCAUGUAUUUUUCCCAGCAUUUGAUAGAUCUGAUUCACUGCGUAUACUCAAUUUAUGUGAGACCAUAGGAUUGUGUCAGUUUUUUAGUACAUAUGUCCUGUUUUACUGCUAUCUAUAUUUCUUAUUCUAGUAUACUUAAGAAACCUUUAUUUUAGAAGAAUGCACAGUCUUCUUCAAAAUGUUUGUAGAAUUCUCUUUACUGUGAUCAUUAUUUCUGCAUUUUACAUUGUUUGUGAAGCAACUGCUUAUUGUAAGAAACAGCUAUGUCCCUUCUUGGGGUAAUUUUGAAACAGACUGUAUAGCAUUAUAAUGUUCCUUUGAUUAAUGUAAGAAACAGUUGUGUCCCUUUUUGGGUUAAUUUCAAAACAGACUGUACAGCAUUAUGUCCCUUUAAUCAAUGUAAGCAGCAGUUGUGUCCUUUUUUUCAUAAUUUUGAAACAGACUAUACAGUGUUUUCCCUCUAUACAGAAACUCCUAUCUGUGGUAUCAUGCUUUAUUUAUGAACAAAGUCUGACUGUGAUAUUUUAAUGUUAAAUGAUUUUAGAUUAUUUUUUGAUGUUUUAUAACUGCUAUGACUGCAUAUAAAACAAAUCAGUGUCACAUGGAUUGUUUGAAUAUUCAUGAAGUCUAAAACAAAUCAGUGUCACAUGGAUUGUUUGAAUAUUCAUGAAGUCUAAAACAAAUCAGUGUCACAUGGAUUGUGUGAAUAUUCAUGAAGUCUAAAACAAAUCAGUGUCACAUGGAUUGUUUGAAUAUUCAUGAAGUCUAAGAUUUAUGUACACCUUUGUUAUAACAUUAUUUUUGUAGGAUUUUCAUGAAAGAGAAAAAAUACAGCAUAUUUAUUUAAUGUGUUAGAAAAAAAACACCUUUAUGAGUGAAAAUCUAAGUAUUGGGGGUUUUUUUUUCAAUUUUGACAUUUUUUAAAGUCAUUGUGAGUCAUUUAUAUGUAUAGGGUUAGGAUGAUUGGAAAUUGUGGAUUGAAAUUUUUUGCCCACUACUUUAAGGAAUGAUUUCACUUGAAUGUGAUAGUUUGCCACUAAACGCUAAAGUAAUUCAGAUGUUUUUGACACUUUUUUUGUUUUUGUUUUUUUUUAGGUUAUUUCCAGUUUCCAUUUAAAGUAGAUUUUGAUAUACACGUACCUAUAUGUACUUUAUACAGUAUUUAUUUUUUUUGACAUAAUGUGUUUAAAUGUGAUAUUUAUAAAAAAAACACUUGUCUUCGUUAUGUGUUAUAUAUAAAUGGUACUGUAUACAUAUUAAAAAAAUAAAAAUGAAAUUCAA